This is a messenger RNA of Calliphora vicina (urban bluebottle blowfly), 375 nucleotides long. RefSeq names its product clathrin heavy chain-like. Bases 1 to 375 code for a protein of 124 amino acids. Gene Ontology annotation, biological process: intracellular protein transport; receptor-mediated endocytosis. NCBI's taxonomy places the organism in Eukaryota, Metazoa, Arthropoda, Insecta, Diptera, Calliphoridae. Gene Ontology annotation, cellular component: clathrin-coated endocytic vesicle; clathrin complex; cell cortex. Gene Ontology annotation, molecular function: clathrin light chain binding. The record is from RefSeq and is a predicted model, not a curated record. The transcript has a single exon.
AUGGCCCGCAAGAAGGCUAGAGAAUCGUACAUAGAAAGCGAAUUGAUUUAUGCCUACGCCAGAACUGGCCGUUUAGCCGACUUGGAGGAGUUUAUUUCCGGACCCAACCAUGCUGACAUACAAAAGAUUGGCGAUAGAUGUUUCAACGAUGGCAUGUAUGAUGCCGCCAAAUUGCUGUACAACAAUGUCAGUAACUUUGCCCGCUUAGCCAUUACUUUGGUGUAUCUCAAGGAAUUCCAAGGAGCUGUAGACUCUGCCCGCAAGGCCAAUUCCACACGCACCUGGAAGGAGGUGUGCUUCGCCUGUGUAGAUGCUGAGGAAUUCCGUUUGGCUCAAAUGUGCGGCCUACAGGAUGUCAAAUCAGGCCAAAAAUAA